AUGAGAAACACCUUGGUCUCUCGGGCCGACGACAGUACGAGCCCGGUGAUCUCCUGCCCAAAGGUAGGUCAGGGACACUGGGAGGCUGCGCGAAGCGACAAAGUCCGAUUGAGUGGCCUACUGAUGAUGUUUCUCUGCGCUUCCUUCCCUAGCGCAACAAGCUGUCCACUUUCUGGCGAUUCUUUGCGGAUGCGCUUAGCAUGAUGAUCGAGCGUCAAAUGCCUCGUCGAUCUCCGCGGGUCAGUCGUGAAUGUGAAUGAAUGGCGGAUGAAGUCUUGCGGCCCUGAUUUACGUAGCGGUGUGCAGCAGAUCUGUAUGCAGCAGCAGCAUGCAUCAAUUAACAGUCGCGUUAGUCGCGAAAGUGUUCAUGUCCGCGGUGUUGGGCUUUCGACGCGUCAACAAGACACGCCUGCUGCUGCAUGGCACGCUCGCGACGCGUUCUCGGCCGUGCGCACCUUUUGAGAAUCGCUCAAGCGUUUCCUCACGAAUGCAAGCAGGACAAGCUAGGCUGCAUCGGCUGGCUGGCUGCACCUGCAAGCAGUCACGAGUCGUCGCCUCGAUGCUUUGGGCCUGAUGUCGUGACUUGACUCUGCUUGACAUACUUCAGCAUCCUUGCGAAUCCCAGCAUCUGUAGACAAUGCACCGAGUACGCACAAGCCAGUAGCAUUUGCCAAGCCAGCAGUCGUCACCGCCUGCGUCCUCAUCUGCGCGCCCACGUACGAGCCGCCACCUAACCAGACAGAGUUUGGACAGCGUUACUACGUGAGCUGAUCGAGGAAGCAUAGUUCCGCCAUACCCCUGCAACCAUGUCUCUGUACAAUCCUACUUCCAAGACACGAAGAAGGUCGGGCGUGACGCCUGGCGGAUCAGUUCAGACGCCUCAUCGAGCCGGAAUCAGCAACAACAACACGAAUGCCAACCCCUCGGCAGCGGAUUUAUCGGAGGAGCAGAGAUCAGAGAUCAAAGAGGCUUUCGAGCUUUUCGAUACCGACAAGGAUGGAGCGAUCGACUAUCACGAGCUCAAAGUGGCCAUGAGAGCUUUGGGAUUUGAUCUGAAAAAGGCAGAGGUGCUCAAAAUCCUCAGAGAUCACGACAGAGGAGAGGGGGUCAUUCAGUGGGAAGACUUUUUGCGUGUCAGUGAGUAUGGCAGCUGGUAAAGCUAGGCAGGACAGGCGGGGGAAGUUGUCGCAAGUGCUCGGCCCAGACUGGCGCCGGUAGGGCCGGAGAUGGAAGGGCGCAUGUCAAGGGGGACCCUUCACGAUGUGCAAGGAGCAUGCGCUGCCCACACCCGACGAGCCUCCUAUUCUGCCUGCCGACGCGCAUUGUCCCCGCCCCUUAUUCGAACGUCGUCGCAGUGUCGGAGCGCAUAGCAAUGCGCGAUCCCAUGGAUGAAAUCAGACGAGCUUUUGCCCUUUUCGACGAUGACGGGUCUGGCAAGAUCAGCCUUAGGAAUCUCAAACGCGUAGCCAAGGAGCUUGGAGAGUCUUUGGAUGAGGACGAAUUGUGAGUGCAAUGCAAUGCGAGGCGUGCCGAUGCGCGAUGAUUGUCGCUAUCAGCAUGCUGACGGAUGCGCGCCUCCUCGAUCUUCGUUGUAGACAAGCGAUGAUCGAUGAAUUCGAUCUGGACGGGGAUGGCGAGAUCUCUGAGCAAGAGUUCAUUCAGAUCAUGAUGGACGAUGCCUAG
This is a messenger RNA of Ceraceosorus bombacis, 1683 nucleotides long. Lineage: Eukaryota; Fungi; Basidiomycota; Exobasidiomycetes; Ceraceosorales; Ceraceosoraceae. The record is from the annotation of a GenBank genome assembly.